UUUCAAUUUGAAGAGAUGAAUAAGAUCGAAGCUAAUUCGAAGUUAGUGCGUGAUAGAAAUGAUUCUAAUUUUAGUAAAGCCACUAAUUUUAAAGAUAAGAUUUUACAUGGUCCAAUGUAUGGAGUGAGACAACAACGCAAUUAUGUUAUUAACGCAUACUUCGAACAUUUAACUAAACUUGAAAAAAAACAACUUGAAUCGAACGAAAGUGAAGAUGAAGAGAAAAAUACAAAAAAGAGGAAACGUGGAGGAAAAUAA
This is a messenger RNA of Racocetra persica, 258 nucleotides long. The record is from the annotation of a GenBank genome assembly. NCBI's taxonomy places the organism in Eukaryota, Fungi, Glomeromycota, Glomeromycetes, Diversisporales, Gigasporaceae.